GACAAACGGGAAGAAACAAAAGUUGAGAAGUCAACAUUGUCUUUUGACUUGGACAGAAAGCUGGAAGUGUUAAAGAAAUAUGGGCAGCUAGAAGAGAGAACCAAUGUCAUUAGAAUCCUCCCAAGUUGUCAUUAUUCUUGUAAAAUUUGGGAGCAAGAACGAGCCGGACACGUGCUCGAGUUGGAGUUAUUCGCGAAAGGUCAUCUAAUUUGGCAGCCCUAUCGAUGGGGAUUGAUUCGUGAUGUGAGAUGGAGAGGACGGUCCCGUUUAAUGCGUUUCCCACAAGCAAUCGUGGAGGAGGAAGCGGCGAGGAAUCGACCGGGGGAGGAGCUAUGAAGAGGCGUUCGAUCGACGGAUCUGAUGGCGGCGGGGAUCCCCGGGUUGCCGCUGAGGAGGAGAAGAACAAGAAACCGAGAUCCGACGGAGGAAAGGCGGAAGUGACUGCUGAGGAGGAGGAGGAGGAGGAGGUGAACGUGGCGGAGCUCGGAGAGGACCUGGUUCUCGAGGUGCUGAAGCGGGCGGACGCCCGGACGCUGGGGCGUGCGGCGUGCGUGAGCCGGCGGUGGCGAAGGCUGGCGGAGGACGAGCGACUCUGGGAGGCGGUGUGCACCCGGGACUGGGUCAGAGUGCCGUACGGCGAGCGGCAGCUUAGGUCGGUGGUGCUCGCCCUCGGGGGAUUCCGUCGCCUCCACUCCCUCUACAUCCUCCCAUUCCUCGGCACCUCCGGCCCCCGCACCGCGGCUUCUUCCCCGGCUCUCGCCCUUCCUUCGGCCGCCGCCACGUCGCCGUCUCCGAUGACGAGGCGGGCUCACCUCCAGCCCCGAUGGGGCAAGGACGAGGUCCAACUCUCGCUCGCUCUCCUCUCCAUCGGCUUCUUCGAGAAAAUGAAUCCUAACAACAACCACCGUGGCGGCGGCGGCGGUUGUGGAUAAAACCACCAGGUCCGAUCUCCACCUCCUCUAUCUCCUUCAAAAAUCUAAUUUUUAUAUGGUGCCUCUAUAAAUUUCUUCCGUGAGAAAUCCAGUUCUCGCUCACUCCUCUCCUCUCCAUCGAGAAGAUGAAUCCUAACAACAGCCGCCGCAGCGGUGGCUAUGAAUGAGACCAGCAGAUCUGGUCGCCGCCUUCUAUUAUCCCAUAAAAGUCCAAUUUUUAUCCUUAUUAGCUGUUGUUUGUGGCUUUAUAUAUUUCAUGUGUGUACAUUUAUGAACCAAUGAGUCUCUCUUCUUCCUA
This is a messenger RNA of Musa acuminata AAA Group (dessert banana), 1230 nucleotides long. Its product is annotated as F-box protein GID2. Gene Ontology annotation, cellular component: SCF ubiquitin ligase complex. Gene Ontology annotation, molecular function: protein binding. Bases 249 to 932 code for a protein of 227 amino acids. The transcript is spliced from 3 exons. NCBI's taxonomy places the organism in Eukaryota, Viridiplantae, Streptophyta, Magnoliopsida, Zingiberales, Musaceae. Gene Ontology annotation, biological process: regulation of gibberellic acid mediated signaling pathway; gibberellic acid mediated signaling pathway. The record is from RefSeq and is a predicted model, not a curated record.